CUCCCUCCAAAAUUUCGGAGGGUCGCUUCGGGUUCCCGCGAUCGGGCAAAAGCUUCAAAAGACGGCGACAGCUCUGAGCUCUCAUCUCCGUUCGAAUCGGCGCAGCGUUGCGGGAGGUAACGUCUCUUGUUUCUUUCGGCUCGCAUUAUUGUCCGGAAUAAGGGUGAACGGAGCUCUCUUCUGCCUUGAUUGUGUAAAGAUUGCUCAGGGAAUGACCCAACGGGUCCCUGGAAGGAGUUUGAUGUGCCGGGAUAGUCGUAUGCUGUAUAAACCGCCUUGUCUGGGUCGGUAAAUAAGUGGGUAGUGGUCAAAUUUCUCUGUCAAGUACGAGAAACUGAGAGGUUGAAGCAUUUCCAUGGCAUUGGUUUUCUACUUAUCGUCUGGUUUUUGAUUCCUCUUUUGGCAGAAGCAGGACAUAAGAAUUCAUCCUUAGCUCCUUUUUCUGUUGGGGAGUGUAUGCACAUAAGUCCCAUUAUCGUUGAGUGACCAUUUUGUUCUAUUCUUGACCCGGAGCAGCGUUUGGUUUACGACAUGGAUGGGGAAGAGGCCUCUUCCGAGCUUGUUGUUGAGAAGUUGGUUGAAAUGGGGUUUGAGUAUUCUUCAGCGAAGGAAGCCGUAGAAACUGUUGGUUCAUCGGUAAAUGAUGCGGCUGAUUAUAUUUUGAAUGGUGCUCGUAGAAGUAGUUGGGGCGCAUCGACUAGUUCUACAUGCUCUACGAUGAAUAAGAAGGCUCUAGGGAAAAGAUCAGUCUCGUUCACUGAUCCCCCGGGAAAAAUGCGGCAGUCUAGCAUACUGGACCAUUUUAGAUCGAAUUGUCUGAGCAAAAGAAACAAGGUUGAUGCGGUUGCUGAUAUGCCGAUUUGUGGUUCAGACUCCUCUUCAUGUCCUGUGGAUGGACAACUUGGAGCUUUUGAUAAUAUACAUGCCGAACCCAAGAGUACAUCGGAGCUGCUUUCAAUUGACUGCUCGAAAGAGCACGAGAUUGGUCCUGAGUGGGGGCAGAAAGUUAACAGUCUAUUGCAGAAGCGGUUUGGGCAUUCAUCCCUCAAGGGUUUCCAGAAGGAAGCUUUAGCUGCUUGGAUAGCCCACCAAGACUGCCUUGUUCUUGCCGCCACUGGAUCUGGUAAUAAUUUAUUAGUUUAUGUGUACACAGAUACCGCAAAGCUCAUGAAAGUUAUUAAUUCUAUUUGUCCAGGCAAGUCUAUGUGUUUUCAGAUUCCAGCACUAUUGACAGGGAAGGUCGUGGUUGUGAUUUCCCCAUUGAUAAGCUUGAUGCACGAUCAGUGCCUUAAGCUCGCCAACCAUGGGGUCUCUGCCUGCUUUCUUGGGUCAGGGCAGCCCGACAACACUGUAGAACAGAAAGCUAUGAAAGGAAUGUAUGACUUGAUAUAUGUUUGCCCAGAAACUGUUUUAAGACUUAUUGCACCUCUUCAAAAGCUUGCAGCAGGUCGAGGAAUUGCAUUAUUCGCAAUCGAUGAAGUGCACUGUGUUUCAAAAUGGGGCCAUGAUUUUCGGCCCGAUUACAGGAGACUGUCUGUGCUGAGGGAGAACUUCAGCACUUCUAAUUUGAAGUUCUUACAAUUUGACAUACCACUGAUGGCAUUGACUGCUACUGCCACCAAUUGUGUGCGGGAAGACAUUAUCGAGUGUCUUUGCAUGUCAAAAGAAACAAAGAUUGUGCUCACCUCAUUUUUCCGAUCUAAUCUACGCUUCUCGGUAAAACACAGCAGAACAUCUUCACCAGCUUCAUACAGAAAUGAUUUUCUCGAAUUAAUAAAUACUUACUCUUCGAGAAAAAGAAACGGUGAAGAGCAGAUGCUUAUUUCCAUUGAAGAUUUAGAUGAUAAAUCUAGAAGCUCCUAUGAUUCUUCAGAUAGCAGUACAUCUGAGGUAGAUGAAGACAAUAGUGAAGUCAAUCCAAGCAAAAGUUCAGCUUCUUCGAAGAAAAGAGAACUGACAGUUGAAUUUUUGGAAGAUGAGACUGAUGUUUUUCAGGAUGUAAAUGACUGGGAUGUUUCCUGUGGGGAAUUUGGCGGACAAUCUAAUGGUGAGAACUAUGAUCAUUUUGUCACAUUAGAUGCACCAGUAAAGCUCGAUGAGAGAAUGAAACUUCAGCAGGAAUCUUUAGGCCAUGGGCCAACUAUAAUAUAUGUUCCAACAAGGAAAGAAACAGUGAGCAUUGCAAAGUUUUUGUGCCAAUUCGGGAUCAAGGCUGCAGCUUACAAUGCACGGUUGCCAAAAUCACAUCUGAGACGGGUCCACAAGGAGUUCCAUGAAAACCACUUAGAGGUUGUCGUUGCGACUGUGGCUUUUGGAAUGGGAAUUGACAAGUUAAAUGUCAGGCGAAUCAUUCACUAUGGGUGGCCUCAGAGUUUAGAAGCGUACUAUCAAGAAGCAGGUCGUGCUGGAAGAGAUGGAAAACUAGCUGACUGCAUAUUGUAUGCCAACCUAUCAAAGAUACCAACUCUCUUGCCAAGUAAAAGAAGUGAGGAUCAGGUCAAACAAGCAUAUAAGAUGCUGUCUGAUUGUCAUAGGUAUGGAAUGAACACCUCCUGGUGCCGAGCUAAAAUACUUGUAGAGUACUUUGGGGAGGAUUUUAGUGGCAAGAAGUGCCUCUUGUGUGAUGUAUGCGUCAAAGGACCUCCAGAAAUCGUGAAUGUGAAAGCAGAGAGGCAGCAGCAAUAUUUAGACGGAUCAUAUGAUUGCUAUGGAUCAAGCAGUGGCAUGAAAAGGUCCAGAUAUAUGGAGAGGCCAAACCUCAGAACGAUUGUCAGUAAAAUAAGGGAGCAGACUCCUAAGUUUAUGGCAACUGAUAUGCUAUGGUGGCGUGGCCUUGCACGAAUAGUGGAAAAUAAGGGGUACGUCAAGGAAGGAGAUAACAAGGUCCACGUUCAGAUUAAGUACCCUGAAUUAACUAAAAAGGGAAUGGACUUUAUAGAAUCGGAAGGUGAGGAAGAUUUCUACAUCUUUCCUGAAGCGGAUAUGCUUUUGUCUGUCAGCAAAACUCGCUCGUUUUCCACCUUUCAAGAAUGGGGAAAAGGCUGGGCAGAUCCUGAGAUUCGUCGGCAGCGACUAGAAAGGAAGAGAACUACUAGGAACAGGAAACCCCGUAAGGGGAAAUGGAUGUCGAAGAAGCUAAAAUCUGAUCAGUCUACAGUUCGGGGAAGGUUAGCAGCAAAAUUGACAAAAGCUAGCCGGUAAUUAAUGGUAGUUCAAUUGCCUAGACUUUCCCAUGUGGUAGUUGAAUCUCUGGAGUUCACCCUCUUGCAUUUAACUCAAGUACCCUCCCGAGUGUUCUGUCGCGUCAAAGAGAUAAUGUUUACUAUGAUCCAAAUCUUGAGUGAUUGGAAAGAGGCGCGGGAAAUGAGUUUUGAAGAACAUAUUCAAACAUGCAACUGAUGUACGGUGAAGAUUAGUAUGAAUGGUCUCUAGUGGAGUUUUUCAUGUCAUA
Punica granatum (pomegranate) is the source of this 3451-nucleotide messenger RNA. The record is from RefSeq and is a predicted model, not a curated record. Lineage: Eukaryota; Viridiplantae; Streptophyta; Magnoliopsida; Myrtales; Lythraceae.